AUGUCACUAACACGAUCUGUCUCACGACAACAGCGACAACUAGCUCGUACCGGUCGUCUCGCCGCAGCCGACGAGUACGGCGGCAUCGCCGACGCCUUUUCGCGGAUCUCGCGGGAUGGCGAUCCGAAUGCCGGCGGUGCCAUCACGCGCCGGAGCAUCGCAGCACUCUAUACUGGCCUGACGACGGAGUCAGCCAAAUCUGUCUUGGACUCUUUUCUAUUCUUUUUGUUCUAUGAGUUCUUCCGGUCCCGGUCCCGCUUCCACUCGGGCCGCGGCGCCGGCGCCGGCACCGCCCGCAGGGGAGGCGCCGCGCUGAGGGUUCUGGAGGAGCUCGCCAUCGGCGUCGCGGCCGGCGCCUGUUCGAGGGCCCUGACGACCCCGAUCGCCAACGUCGUCACGCGCAAGCAGACCGGGGCCAUGGUGGAGGGCGACGCCGGCGCCGAGCAGCUGAGUGUACGAGAGAUUGUAAACAACAUCAUGGAGGAGAAGGGCAUCAAGGGCCUGUGGUCCGGCUACUCGGCCACGCUGGUGUUGACGCUGAACCCCAGCAUCACUUUCUUCCUGCAAGAGUUCCUGAAGAGAAGCCUGUUAGACACGGACGAGCCGGGUCCGGCACCGACGUUCCUGCUGGCUGCGACCAGCAAGGCCAUCGCCAGCACCAUCACGUAUCCCUUCCAGAUAGCCAAAUCCAGGCUACAAGCUGGCGUGCCGGUCGAGUCGGAGCCGGCAUCGCGGGACGAGACUGAAAAGGAAAAGGAUCCCAAUGUAGAGCCAGCCGAGUUGGACAGCGACGACAACGAGUCGGUGGCCACAGAACGGGCGAUCGACAGGGAGGUCGACACGAAGCUCCGGGCCGCGCGGGCCGUGCAGAAGUUCGCACAGCAGAGCAUCUUCGGCACCAUCGCCCAGAUCGUCCGCACCGAGGGGCUCGGGUCGCUGUACGACGGCGUCCACGGCGAGGUGCUCAAGGGCUUCUGCAACCACGGCACGACCAUGCUCGCCAAGGACAUGAUGCACAAGCUGCUGUUCAAGCUGUACCUCAUCAUCGCGGGACUGCUGCGGGAGCUGCGGCUUCGCAGGCAGCAGCGAGUCGCCCAGGCCCGCCGGCGCGGCGAAGACGUUCCGCGGGCAUUGAGCUUCACCAACCUCGAGGCUCAUGGCAAGGCUGCGGUCCACGAUUCGAGGACCAAGGUAGCCGGUCUUCUGGCACGUCUGUUGUCAUUUGGCAAGAGAGAUGACAAUCGUAACCGUGGAAACCAGUCCAGUCCCGGCAUCAUACUGAACUUUCAGGAUAGAUCGCAGAGAGACCUUGGCAAGGACUGA
Molecule: messenger RNA, 1323 nt
Organism: Neoarthrinium moseri
Lineage: Eukaryota; Fungi; Ascomycota; Sordariomycetes; Amphisphaeriales; Apiosporaceae
Exons: 1
Coding region: 1-1323 (440 amino acids)
Source: RefSeq, a predicted model, not a curated record